Priapulus caudatus is the source of this 2201-nucleotide messenger RNA. RefSeq names its product irregular chiasm C-roughest protein-like. Gene Ontology annotation, biological process: cell-cell adhesion. Gene Ontology annotation, molecular function: cell adhesion molecule binding. Lineage: Eukaryota; Metazoa; Priapulida; Priapulimorpha; Priapulimorphida; Priapulidae. Bases 26 to 2116 code for a protein of 696 amino acids. The record is from RefSeq and is a predicted model, not a curated record. Gene Ontology annotation, cellular component: cell-cell junction. The transcript has 15 exons.
AGCAUCGGUACGGAAUAUAUAGACAAUGUUGAUCACGGGAGGGCGUGUUACAGACAAGGAACCGUUCUGGUCCAUUGUCCUACUGCUGUUCUUCCUCAUAGACAUCCAGAUAGGUGCCGCCAUGCAACGUUUCCUUGUCGAGCCGCAGGAUGUCAACAUCAUCAAGGACCACACUGUCAUCCUUCCGUGCGUCGUAGAGGGCGCUAUAGGCGUCGUUCAGUGGACAAAGGACGAGUUCGGGCUAGGCAAUGACAGAAAGCUGCCCUACUUCCCUCGUUACUCGCUCGUCGGAAACGAAUCCGCCGGCGAGUACAACCUGCAGGUGAUGAACGUAGAACUGGGAGACGACGCCAUCUAUCAGUGCCAAAUAGGAGCUACUCCUUCCAUGCCUGCCGUGCUUUCAAAUAACGCCAAGCUCAACGUGUUAGUUGCGCCCAACAAUCCGGAGAUUGCUGAGGGCUCCAAGAUACAGGUGACGGCGGACGUUCCGUUUAACCUGACGUGCAGGGCGGACGGUGGCAAGCCGGCAGCAACGCUAGCCUGGCACGACCACAGCGGUGCUCCCGCCCGACGUGAGAGAGAUUCACUUAAGAAGAUGAAUGCUGUGCAGUGGAUCAACAUCACGCCAACCCGCGAGUACGCUGGCAAGGCUUUCACGUGUCUGAUGCACCAUCCUGCACUGACUGCACCCCGCAGUGUGCAGGUGCAGAUGGAUGUCCUAUAUGCGCCAGCGCUGCGUAUGACGGUGGUUCCGUACUCGGUGAGGGAGUAUGAUAACGUGGUGGUGCACUGUCAGGCCACCGCCAACCCUAACGGCAUCGAAUAUCGCUGGUAUCGCAACGAGCUGCUCAUUGAAGAGGAGAAAGGUCGCAAGAUGAAGAUAUAUAAUAUCGGCAGAGGCUAUCACAACGACAAGAUACGCUGUGAGGCGAGGAACGUGGUCGGGAUGUCCACCGCGUCACACGUCAUCGAGAUGAUAUAUGGACCAAAGUUCAGGAACCCACCGGCAAGUGUUGCAGUGGACUUGGGCCACGAUGCAACCCUGCACUGUGAGGCAGAUGGAAAUCCACGCCCUGCCAUUAUCUGGCAUAGAAAUGGCUCUGAUUCAGAGAUUCUGAGCAGUGCUCCCACGCUGACGAUACACAAGGCGAGUCAGCACACGGCAGGCAGGUACAUCUGUGUCGCGUCCGUGCCAAACUUUGCAGACAUCAACGCCGAGGUCGUUGUCUACAUCAAAGGUUCACCUGCAAUCACCAGUGAGGGCAUUCAGAAGUUUCCAGAAGGAUCAAAUGCGAGGGUUGAAUGCCGUAUAGAGGGCAUGCCGGUACCAAAACAAGUGGUGUGGUGGCACGGCGGGCGACCCGUCGAUCUCUCUGAUGAUCGCUUCACCACGUUGUCGGACGAACACGCCAACAUCUACAUCAGCCGGCUCAUCGUGUCAAACAUGCGCAGCGAGGAUUUCGGCGCUUACAACUGCUCUGCCGACAACGGCUACGGGAGAGCGGAGAAGAUCAUCAUCGUCGAGAAAACACUGUCGCUACCUAUCGUCAUCGGCAGCAUCAUCGGCGGCCUCAUACUGAUCGUGCUCGUCGCCAUCGCCAUAGUGCUGUGCAACCGCAGACGCCACCCAGACGACGAGGCGGAGUCGACGUACGGCAGCGUGGAGAAGAAUCGCGGACGAUCCAACAUGGUGGCUCUGUCCGACUACAAGCCCGGCUCGCUGCGUAGCAACGGUGCGGGGUGCGGCGCGCGUGACACGUGGCCCAUCGACGGACGAGACAGUCUCUACCGCAUGUCCGGCGCAUCGGGAGACUACGCCGAGCCCGCCGCAUACAUACAGAAGCCUGACAAUCGGAUGAACAACAACGGAUUUCUGCACAUCGACGACUACAUACACGACUACGGCUCCAGCCAGAACUACGUUCGGCAGCCGAGCUAUCGCCUUAGCAACAACAGCCUGCCGACGCAGCCCGGAUACGUGUUCUCAGCGCCACCUGCUGUCGACUACAGAAACUACGGGAACUACGCCGCUGUGCCGAGAGGCGGCGGUUACCUCCCGCCGGAGAACUAUGUUGAUGAGACGCUCAAUCCAAACAGACUGUCGACGAGGGUAUGACCAAGUGCGUGAGGCUACAUCUGUGAGUUAUGCAGGUACGUGUAUAGGCACACAAGUGCGUGAGGCUAUGUCUGCGACCUACGCA